CAAGACGCGCCUUUUCCCGACCCGCCCGUUCGGGUUCUCGCGUGUCAACUCGAUCAUGCACCACACUUUAAUGUCCCGCCCGCUUACUCUAGGCCUACACCUAGGCAUACCCCCUAUGCAUACCCUAGGCCUACCCCUAGGCCUACUUCCUAGGCCUACCCUAAGCCUACUCUCUUAGGAUUUCUCCCUAGGCCUACCCUAGGCCUACCCUAGGCUUACCCCUAGGCCUACCCCGUAGGCCUACCCUAGGCCACCCCCUAGGCCUACCCCCUAGGUCUAUCCUAGGCCUACCCUUAGGCCUACCCUUAGGCAUGGCCUUGGGUAGGGCCGAUGGUAGGCUACCCUGGGGCCUUGGGUAGGGCCUAGUGUAGGCUUCCCCCCCGGGUUCUAUACCUCGAGGAGAGGCUCCGCGCCGUGGAGGAGGCCGUGGCAGCGCUGGCCGACGCGGCGCUCGAGAAGCGAAUCAGCGCCGUGGAGGAUGCGAUUCGACAGGAGCGCAAGGAAAGGAAUUCGGUGAAGUCUUCCAGUCAGGUCGAGGAGUUUGAGGAGCUCGAGCUGCCUGUGCUGAAUCAGCGUGGAUCCCCUGGCCCCCCCAGCAGCAGGAAUGAGAGAAGAUCAGUGACUCCACUCAUGCUGGAUUGUGGGGACAUGUACACCAUUAGCGAGUCAGUUUGGGACUCGAUGCUCUUCUGCGGGCACAGCUCGAUUGGUCUCACGAACUCGGUGAUGAUGAUCUCAAUCUGGUUUCUUAACCUGAUUCUGCAGUUCAUGUUCAUUGUGAUCAUCGUGUAUCUGAUGACGCAGUCUGUCAGCCUGGACGCAGCUGUACUUGAUGGCCUGCUCAAGUUUAGGCUCGGUUUGGCGCACAGAGCCGAGUAUGCAGACAAGGUGACGCAACGAUCGAUGGCCCAACAGAUCUGCGAUGGAGAUUCUAAGCUGCAUCUGGCGGGUGAGCAGACGGGUCUUUACACCGACCUCAUGGAGUACGUUGGUGGAGGCGUCGUAGCUCAGUGCCUCGUUGUAUUCAUUCAGAUCCUGUGGCUCUGCACAAUACUGAAGGAUGUCGAUACUACAUACAGCAUAUUCAGAGCAGUGUGCCAGUGCAGGAUGGGGAGCCAGACGAAGCUCGUGGUUGAUGACAUGGAUGAACACGAAGACGACAGUCCUCCCACUCUCGUUCGCGCAGGAGCUCGUGACAUUGCUGUCGGGGAAGAUGAUUCUGGCCACCUGUACGACUUCAUGAAGGUCGUGCGCAUGGUCACCGUGUGGCCUGGCCGCGUGGCAUUCUUUUUCUUCAGCGUGUGCCUCCCGAAAUUGCUGGUGGCUGGCCUUUUGUGGUGGUUCGGGGCCAAGUGGUUAGCCAACACGGUGAACUUCUCCGAGCUGAUCUUGAACGGCGUGGCGCUCGCCUUCGUCCUCGAAUUCGACGAGGUGCUGUACUCGGUCCUCAUGCCUCGGCGAACCAAGACGCUGAUCUGCAACUUCAAGCCCCUGCCAAUGCCACCGCGCAAACCAGGCUCCAGGCUGUCUGGAGUGGGCACCGCUUUCAUCAUCGCCCUUGUCAUGACCAUAAUCUUGACUUUUUACAUGUUCGUGGUCUUGCCGAUCAAUUGGCAAAUCCUCCAGGGUGAGAAAAUCGUGUGCUCGGGCGACCUGAAUUUCGUCUACACCGAGAACCCCGCCACUAAAAUGGUGCACGUCGCGAAGACGAUGGGGGAGAAUGUAUACACCGACAUCGAGGAGAUUAUCGCGCAGGUGUCGCAGGUUGAACUCCAGGAAAACGACGGGUGGGAGGGCAGGGUGAGCCAGAGCAUAUUCGACGCCUCUAGAUCGACGUUUGCCCGGGCCGUCGACGAGUCGACGUUCGGCCUGAUCGUCGAUAUGAGCGUGUGGAGCCUUUCGGACGCGGCCAGCACGCUACCAUGCCGCGACCUGGGCUCUGGCCAGAGCACCGAGGCGUCGGUGCAGACGCUGAGGGUGCUCAGGGGCGACCCCAACAUCAGCAGCUGCGACGACAUCCCACGAGACCUCUGUGCCGCCCGGGAAAGCACGUGGCUUCGCGCCAUAUGCCCGAGGCAUUGCCGCUGCGAGGAGCCUCUCCUGAGUAACGUCGGCUUCUUCGGAAAGGCCAGCUUCGGGUGCCCCAGCCAGUGCGAGACAUUCAAGGCUGCGACAAGCGAGAUAGCUUUCAGAUAUGCGCUGAGCACUCUGGAGAGUGCCAGUCGGCGCUUGCAAGCUCCGGAAUCGCUGGGCGCAGCGCUGGAUUUCUCAAUUCUAAAUCGGGUAUUGAGCGCAGCCCAGGACUCAAACGCAACCCAGAACUCAAGCUCAGACCAGCUGACUACCUCCUCUUUGUUCCAAGGGUGCUCGGACUUCGCAAGCGCGGAGUUCUCCUUCGCAGGCGGGUGCGCUGACUCGAACGAGGAAACGCAACUCGACAAGAAUGGCAACGACUGCUCCGUGUACGCGGCUGUCCCCUCUUUCUGCGGCAUGGCCGACGACGACGACUUCCAGGCGGCCGAUUUGUGCUGUGCUUGCGGUGGCGGCCGCGAGGACGUCCUGAGUUCUGCUUCUUGCUGGGACAAUUUUGAAAGCAUGUGUUGGCAUAUGCCGCGGAAUGCCCGGGCGUUCCUGUUCUACGUGAGGGGCCUUUUUGAAUAUUUGACGAGCCUGUCAGGAUUCAACGACAGCGUCACCGAGGUCGUCGAGAAGGAUUACGCUGGGGUCAAUCCCGACGAGGGCAUGAUGGCCGACCUCAUCGAGCACGUCGCGACCGGCGCCAUGGGGCGGGCUCUGGUCAGUGGCAUUUGGGAGUUGAUGCCUGGGCUCGCGCACCCGCGGGGGUUGUCCGGCUGCGACUUUCUUGCGUCGUACGAGGUCACGUCUUUGCUGAACCUCGACGCGUGCGCCGACGGGGACCACACGUCCCUGAGGUUCUUCUGCCCAAAAGCCUGCGGCUGCGGCUCAUCGUUCGGCAUGGACGAGUGUCCCGUUGCUUGCGUCCUCAAGGAGUGUUUGGAGGCAAAUGCAUCGUGUGCUCACGUGCACCCUUGGUACAGCGACGAGUGCCUCGCUGGGUAUCACAACGAUGGCGGGCGUCCUACGUGUCUCAGCUGCGCCGGCGGCGAGACGAGGCGGCGGCGGGCGGCCGACUGCACGGACUGCCCCGACGGCUUUUACGACAUUGGGAAUUUGGACGACUGCGUGUCGUGCGUGGGUGGAGCCGUCCGGCGGCGACGCUCCCAGUCCUGCACUGACUGUGCCCCGGGCUAUGUCGACGCCGGCGACAGCGACGAGUGCAGCCCUUGCGUGGGAUGUACCACGACCCGCAGGCGGUCUGUCUUCUGCGCAGAGUGCGCGACUGGGAGGUACAACGAGGGAGGCAUGGAGGACGACUGCCAGUUGUGCCUCGGUGUUUGGACGACGAGGCGGCGCGCGUCCACUGCAAGCGAGUGUCCGGCUGGCCACUAUAACGACGGCACCUCUGACGAUUGCCUUCAGUGUGGCAGAGACCGUGAGACAAGGCGCCGCCGUGCCGAGACUUGCACCACCUGCGAUGCUGGUUACACCAACCUUGACGGGGACGACACGUGUGAGCCUGUUGGGUGUCCAUAUAACUCUACUGGAGACAGCGUUGUGGACGGAUGCAAGUGCGAUGUUGGAUUUGUCGGUCUGAUCCGACCUCUUUCCGGGCAACCGUAUUUUUCGGGUGCAUGUUCGGAGCUACCCUUCUACAAAAUAACUUCUGGAUUUUGCCCAGUUCCAGUCUUGGACACUGAUCUGUGUCCUUUCGCUGCGCAGGUACUUGGUAUGAGUGAUGCUACCUCCGCGACUGAGAGAAACACGUAUUUUGAUUGGAAUUGGUGGGCGUAUUUGUCUUACGAGUGGGAGCCACGUGGGUGUUACGUGGAUACCUGGUUUGGCAACCUUCUGUCCAAUGAGUACGGAGAGCAGUUUUGUAGUCCGAGGUAUGCGUGCAUUUGCAUUGGGUACGAGGACGAAUUUGUUUGCACUGAUUCGGGAGACACAACGUGCCCAAAUGCCACCAACGCUAGUUUUUCUGCAUAUUAUGAUUGUUCGGAUGGCGUAAGGGAGAGUUGCUGUGAUUGCGGCGGUGGGGACCUCACGAAGCAGAGCGCAAGCUCGUGCGUGGACACAGAUGGAUUGCACCUCAGUGUUCCCGCCGAAUUUAGUUUUGAGAACGGCCAGGGUUCCUCACUUCAAUGUCUAAAGUGGGACUGGAUGCCAUCAACCUGUCAUUGGGCGAUCUACUAUGACGAAGAAGAGUUCACUGCUGCUGACAUGUGCUGCGCUUGCGGUGGCGGGCAAUAUGCGAUCACUUUGACCGCUGCGAGCUCCACGACCACAACGUCGGCCACCGAGUCGAACGCUACGCAGCUUUAAGUAUUACAGCCCGGAGGCAGCGCCAGGAGUGGCUGGCGCGUGGAGGGCGGCUGGCAGCGGGCGACGACGCGAGGCUGCCGACACUGGAGGAAGAGGCGGAGGCGGAGGCGGAUGAGGCUGGCCGAGGGGGCCAGGGACGCGACGGCGGGCGGCGCCGUGAAUGUACUCAUUCGUAUUGCAGCAUUGUAAUAUUUUUUAAUAUAGCACCUCCCACCUUGUCCUUUCUCUCCCUCUCGCCCUCCCGCCUUUCCCCCCUCCUCCUCUGUUCCCUCCCGCGUGCCUGGUCCGAGGCAUGGCAGCACGCAGCGUGCCGCGCGCCGCGUGGGCGGGCCGCGGCUACUGGCGCGCGGCUUCUUCCUCCGUGCCCUGUGGCCGUUCUGCCGACGUUCCCCUCUCGUCGUUCCUCUUCGUGUCUCUCGUCUUUCUCGCUUUUCCUGGCCUCGCGGCCUGUCCGCUUGUCGUCCUCGUCGUCAUCGUCUCGUCUUCCUCCUCCACACGUUCUCGCCGACUUGCCUUGGCUGAUCCGGCCUCGGUGCGACGCUGUAGCAUCGAAGAGUCCCCUUUCCCAUUGGUUGGGAAGCUGGCGAUUUUCAUUGUUUCAAGUGUGUAUGGCCCUUCCGUGUAGGACCUGCCCAGCCCAAUGUUCAUCCCCCUCCUCCUCCUCCGCCUCCUCCUCCUCCUCCUCCGCCCCGGCGAGCCGACAGUCUGUUAGACAAUUCUGUUUGACAGUUCCUCGUCGUGUGAACGUACACGAGGCGAGCCGACAGUCUGUUAGGGUGGGUUUCGUUUGAUCUGGGGCCGAUUUUGCAGGCCGCGUGGGCGAUUCAGUGCAGCGUUGCUUUUGUCGACGAAGCACGCCGACUCGGUAGACAUGAUGGCGUGCUCCACAGGGAGAAGUUAGGAUGAUGAUGAUGAUGAUAAGGAUGAUUCGUCGAUCAAGUAUUACACUGGGCUCGACAGCUGCGCUCGUUGCAGUUCGCGCUGAUCUCCUCUGGCAGUUACAAUGCCUGUCGGAUGACAAUACGUCUGGGAGUCCGGGUACCUGGCUCAAAUGCCAAUCUUUCAUUUUUUACAGCUCAGCACGCCCAUGAUGUCGGCGCGGCCGCUCGAGCUCUUUCUCCUGCCAUCACUGGCGUCAGAGCCACGAAUUGCCUUCUGCGAGCUGUGCAAGCCAAACUGUGCGCAGCCCUGCCUUGCAUCUCCAGCGUCACGAAUAACAAGAAAGAAAAUCAGAGAUGCACGUUUCUCCGUCCCCCUUUUUAUCGUCCCAAAGGCCGAUCGGGC
Molecule: messenger RNA, 5688 nt
Organism: Prorocentrum cordatum
Lineage: Eukaryota; Dinophyceae; Prorocentrales; Prorocentraceae
Source: the annotation of a GenBank genome assembly